AUGUCGUUUCGCGGAACACCCCGAGGCGGAGCGCGAGGCGGACGCGGUGGAUUUACCCCCCGUGGCGGUCGCGGAGGCUUCCAGCCAUCCUUUGGCCCGCCGGAUACCGUAUACGCCAUGGGCGAAUUCAUGCACGAUGUCGAGGGCGAGAUGAUGUGCACCUCCACCAACGAGAAGAUCCCGUACUUCAACGCACCGAUAUAUCUCGAGAAUAAGACACCAGUGGGAAAGGUCGACGAAAUCCUAGGACCGAUUACCCAAGUUUACUUCACGAUCAAGCCAUCAGAGGGCAUCCAGGCCAAGUCCUUCAAGAAGGGCGACAAGUUCUUCAUUGGCGGCGACAAGCUGUUACCACUAGACAAGUUCCUGCCGAAGCCGAAGCCCAACCCAGGCGCGCCGAAGGUGAAGAAGCCCGCUGGCAGAGGAGGAGCUCGCGGUGCUUUUGGACCACGGGGCGGUCGUGGCCGCGGAGCACCUCGUGGCGGUGGCUUCUCAAGAGGAGGUGCUGGUGGACGAGGCGGUGGACGAGGCGGUUCCUUCGGCGGCCGCGGUGGUGGUCGUGGUGGAAGCGGAGGUUUCUCGCGCGGUGGUGGACGUGGUGGCUUCAGCAGCCGUGGAAGAGGAGGUUACUGA
Molecule: messenger RNA, 633 nt
Organism: Didymosphaeria variabile
Lineage: Eukaryota; Fungi; Ascomycota; Dothideomycetes; Pleosporales; Didymosphaeriaceae
Product: H/ACA snoRNP pseudouridylase subunit
Exons: 4
Coding region: 1-633 (210 amino acids)
Biological process (GO): ribosome biogenesis; snoRNA guided rRNA pseudouridine synthesis
Cellular component (GO): box H/ACA snoRNP complex
Molecular function (GO): box H/ACA snoRNA binding
Source: RefSeq, a predicted model, not a curated record